AUGGCCAGCCCUGGCACAAAGGCGUCGUGGCUGUCGCAGCCGAGCGUGAAGAGCGUGCUGGUGUAUCGCAACGGGGACCCUUUCUUCCCGGGGCGCCGCAUUGUCAUCCACGAGAAAAAAGUGUCCAACUUCGAUGUGUUCCUGAAAGAGGUGACGGGCGGGGUGCAGGCGCCCUUUGGAGCGGUGCGGAACAUCUAUACCCCCCGGGGUGGGCAUCGUGUCCGGCAGCUGGACGAGCUCCAGAGCGGGGAGCAGUACGUGGCUGGUGGCAGGGAGGCCUUCAAGAAGCUCAACUAUUUGGACAUUGGAGAAAUAAAGAAAAAACCCGCUGAAGUCAAUAAUGAGUCAACACUGGAAGAUGUCAAGCCAGUUACUCACAGUAGGAUCACUGUGUCAGCACGGUUUCGAAAGCCUCUCCAGGAGCCCUGCACUAUUUUCCUAAUUGCUAAUGGAGACCUUAUUAGCCCUGCAGUGCGCCUCCUCAUUCCCAGGAAAACACUGAAUCACUGGGACCAUAUUCUAGAAAUGGCAACAGGAAAAGUUACUCUCAGAAGUGGAGCUGUUCACAGACUCUACACUGUAGAUGGAAAACUUGUUCAGAAUGGGUCAGACUUGGAGAAUGGGCAAAUUUAUGUUGCAGUGGGUAGAGAAAAGUUUAAGAAACUGCCAUAUGGUGAUCUGCUGUCCAAAGCUACAAUGAGAAAGCCACAGGGUUCCAAAACCUCUGUACUACCUCCAGUUGUGGGAUCUCGAAAGUCUAAAGGCAGCGGAAAUGGUGGGCAGUCUAAGUCUACAAUUGGAUCUGGUGACCAGGGAGAAAACAGUUCCUCGCCUCAGCUUCCCAAAAGGAAAGACAAGAAAAGCCAGAAUCCAGAGAAUUCUGUGUCCAGACGACACUUUUCUAACCAUUCUACAAAAGUAAAACAGACAGUAAAAGUUUCCCCAGGAAUCUUUCAGGAUAAUGGUGAAGAUAUUUACAAAGCCAGAGAAGAGGGGUCUGAAAUGUGGGGGGCAGUUGAAGUGCAAGAAGAUGAAGAUACUCUUGUGGAAGUUCCACUGGACCAGAGACCAGCAGAAACUGUAGAUGAAGAAGAAAAUGUAGAAGAGGAAGAUGACAGGGGAGAGGAGGCAUAUAAAGGAGAAUAUCCAGAAGUGAAUGGAGAGGAAAGUGGGGAAACUGUUAAAGAAAAAAUUGAAGUGGAAAAAAAUGAAAAUAAAUUAAAUGAAAAUUAUGAAGAUGAAGCAGGAGAAACAGAGAAUGUUGACCAAGCAGAGAAAAAGGAACUUAUCCAUUUAAAUGGCAAAAACAAUGAAGGAAAUGUUGAGGGAAUGGAGCAUUUGAACUACCAAGGUGAUCUUCAGCCUGAAGAAGAAAUAAAAGAGGAUUCUGGUAGUCAGAACCAGGUUGAUCCUGGUCUUGAAAAAGCAUCCACAAGUCCAAGGGUGACAAUCACCAGCCCACAAGAAAGUGAAAAGAACGACCAGAGCAAUGACUGUGCAGCAGUUGCAUAA
Messenger RNA from Melozone crissalis (California towhee), 1512 nucleotides. It is a transcript of the gene DCDC2, whose product is annotated as doublecortin domain containing 2. Gene Ontology annotation, biological process: cilium assembly; dendrite morphogenesis; neuron migration. Gene Ontology annotation, cellular component: microtubule; axoneme; kinocilium. The transcript has 11 exons. The record is from RefSeq and is a predicted model, not a curated record. NCBI's taxonomy places the organism in Eukaryota, Metazoa, Chordata, Aves, Passeriformes, Passerellidae. Bases 1 to 1512 code for a protein of 503 amino acids.